UUGCUUUUUCCAACACCAAGAACUAUAUAUUUUCGAAUUAAAACCCUAAUUCUUCCUCGUUUCUUCUUCCUUUUUUUUUUUAAAUUCCAAUUUGAUUUUUUUUUUGGUAGUUAGGACAGGGAAAUUAAAGGAGCAAAAAUCAAACAAAAACUUUUGAUCUCCCAGUGUUCCAAUUUUCUUUUGUUGCAUUGUUUUCCUUCCGACUUUUGGAGUUUAUCGUUGCUUUGCUUCGACCAUGAACGAUCUUCUGAAGGAUUCGUUUGAGCUCCCUCGGGGUCAAUCUUCUAGAGGUGGAGAUAUUGAGUUAGGGGGACAAGGUCAGUCGAAUCAUGGAGAUCAAGGACUAGAAGAUUUCUUCAAAAAGGUUCAAGAAAUUGACAAACACUAUGAGAAGCUAGAUAAGCUUCUAAAGAAGCUUCAGGCUGCCCAUGAGGAAUCAAAGGCGGUCACCAAAGCUCCUGCCAUGAAAGCUAUAAAGAAGAAAAUGGAAAACGUGGACGAAGUUGAAAGUAUUGCCCGUUUCAUAAAGGGGAAACUUGAGGAGCUGGAUAGAGAUAAUUUGGCAAAUAGACAGAAGCCUGGAUGUGGAAAAGGAUCCGGUGUAGACCUCUCAAGAACAGCAACGACUCUUUCCUUGAAGAAGAAGUUGAAAGACAAAAUGGCUGAAUUUCAGACUCUUCGAGAGAACAUACAACAAGAGUAUCGAGAGGUGGUGGAAAGACGUGUAUUUACCGUGACUGGCCAACGAACCGAGGAAGAGACAAUUGACAAAUUGAUUGAAACUGGAGACAGCGAACAAAUCUUCCAGACAGCGAUUCAAGAGCAGGGACGAGGACAGAUAAUGGACACCUUGGCCGAAAUUCAAGAACGCCAUGACGCCGUUAGAGACUUGGAAAAGAAACUUCUCGACUUACAACAGAUAUUCCUGGAUAUGGCAGUUUUGGUUGAUGCUCAAGGAGAAAUGCUGGACAACAUAGAAUCUCAGGUUUCGAGUGCAGUGGAUCAUGUACAGUCUGGGAACACGGCUCUUCAGAGAGCGAAGAGCCUUCAGAAGAGCUCGAGAAAAUGGAUGUGCGUCGCCAUUGUCAUCCUCCUUAUCAUCGUCGCCAUCAUCGUGGUCGGUGUUCUAAAGCCUUGGCAAACCAAGAACGGCGCGUGAAAACCUCGUCUUUUUGCGCCCUCGGCCACAAAAUCCGAUCGUCGAUGAUAUACAAAAAUAUCGGCCUGAAAAUGGCGAUAUCUCGCGAGGAUGAUUUCGAUGAUCUUCCUCGAGUGUUUGGUUGAAUGGUUUUUGAGGUUUUGUGUUGCAGAGAGAAAAAAAAAACCCAGAAACUGAAACUGUUCUUCCUUAGUUUGUUGUGAUCAUUAUUCAUAAUGGCUUUUGCUUAUUGUAUUAUUCUUUUACUUGGAUCAACCAAAACAUACCAUCCUUCUUGCCCUUUGUUCCUUGUGAAAAUUGAUUUUUUAUUUAUAAUAUAUUUAUGGGUUUUACAGA
Tarenaya hassleriana is the source of this 1495-nucleotide messenger RNA. RefSeq names its product syntaxin-132-like. Gene Ontology annotation, molecular function: SNAP receptor activity; SNARE binding. Gene Ontology annotation, cellular component: plasma membrane; SNARE complex; endomembrane system. The record is from RefSeq and is a predicted model, not a curated record. Gene Ontology annotation, biological process: exocytosis; vesicle fusion; intracellular protein transport. NCBI's taxonomy places the organism in Eukaryota, Viridiplantae, Streptophyta, Magnoliopsida, Brassicales, Cleomaceae.